AUGUCCAUUCAUUCCGACUCACUAUCGGAGGAAGAAAGAAGCCUAUUCCAACCUUUCACCCGGGAGUCUCUUCAGGCAAUCGAGCUCCGUAUAGCCGAGGAACAUGCCAAACAGAAAGAACUGGAGAAGAAAAGAAUUGAGGGAGAGGCUGGUUUUGGACGGAAGAAAAAGAAAAAAGAAGUUCGGUAUGAGGACGAGGACGAAGAUGAAGGCCCACAACCAGACACCACUUUGGAGCAGGGAGUUCCACUUCCCGUUAGAUUCCAUGGUCUCUUCCCUGCUGAACUUUCCUCCAUCCCUUUAGAAGAUAUUGAUCCAUUUUAUCACAAUCAAUUGACCUUUGUUGUAAUUAGUAAAGGUCGAGAUAUCUUCAGAUUCUCUGCAACAAAAGCUCUCUGGAUACUUGACCCAUUUAACCCUAUCCGUAGGGUAGCCAUUUAUAUUCUUGUCCAUCCUCUGUUUUCUUUGUUCAUCAUAUUCACCAUUCUUCUCAACUGUGUCCUCAUGAUCAUGCCUACAACACCAACCGUCGAGUCUACAGAGGUGAUCUUCACGGGGAUCUACACAUUCGAAUCAGCAGUCAAGGUGAUGGCUCGUGGGUUCAUACUUCAGCCGUUCACAUACCUUAGAGACGCAUGGAAUUGGCUGGACUUCGUAGUUAUAGCAUUGGCCUAUGUUACAAUGGGAAUAGAUCUUGGAAACCUUGCCGCCUUAAGGACAUUUAGGGUACUAAGAGCCCUCAAAACUGUUGCCAUUGUGCCUGGUUUAAAAACUAUUGUUGGUGCUGUCAUUGAGUCUGUGAAAAAUCUGAGAGAUGUAAUAAUUCUUACAAUGUUUUCCCUGUCAGUUUUUGCUUUAAUGGGUCUUCAAAUCUAUAUGGGAGUUCUUACACAGAAAUGUAUUAGGAAUUUUCCUGAAGAUGGAUCUGCAGGCAACCUAACUGAUGAAAAUUGGUUUAAACAUUGUAGCAAUUCAUCAAAUUGGAGUGGAGAAGAUGAUGUUUAUCCAUUGUGUGGAAAUUCAUCUGGUGCUGGUCAGUGUAGACCUGGAUAUACAUGCAUGCAAGGUUUUGGACCAAAUCCAAACUAUGGAUACACAAGUUUUGAUACCUUUGGUUGGGCACUUCUUUCUGCAUUUAGGCUUAUGACCCAAGAUUACUGGGAGAACUUGUAUCAGUUGAUUCUGCGCUCGGCUGGUCCGUGGCACAUGCUGUUCUUCAUAGUAAUUAUCUUUCUUGGGUCAUUUUAUUUGGUGAAUCUCAUUUUAGCUAUUGUAGCUAUGUCAUACGAUGAGCUCCAGAAAAAAGCUGAAGAAGAAGAACAGGCAGAAGAAGAGGCUUUAAGGGAAGCUGAAUUAGCAGCACAAGCAAAAGAAAAAAAGCGGGAAGCACGUGCUGCUAGAACAGCUGAAAGGGAAGCUGCAGCCGAAGCAGCUCUAGAAGCUGGUAGUGUCAUCAAAUCCCCUUCGGACUUUUCAGCUCAUUCCUAUGAACUUUUCAUUGGACAAGAAAAGGGCAAUAUUGACGACAACAACAGAGAGAAGAUGUCGAUACGAUCUGAAUCUUUAAGCCAUGGGCGUCCUAACACUGCAGGAAGCAGAGGAAGGAAAGUCAGUGUGGCUAGCCUAAGUUUGCCAGGCUCCCCAUUCAACCUGAGACGGGGCUCCCAUCAGUUUACAAUGCGGAAUGGGCGAUCAAGGUUCGCUGGCGAAAGGAAACCCCUCGUCCUCUCAACCUAUCUUGAUGCUCAGGAGCACCUGCCUUAUGCGGAUGAUUCGAAUGCAGUGACACCAAUGUCAGAGGAGAAUGGAGCAAUGGUGGUUCCUCUGUACAGCGGUGGCUUUGGUAUGUCAAGGCAUUCAUCUUACACAUCACAUGCUUCACGACUCUCCUACACUUCACAUGCAGACUUGCUGGCAGGUGGACGAACUAAGGAAAGCAGAUUGCGAUCGAGAUCAAGUCGAAACAGCUCUGCAACUGUUAACCACCAGCCAAAUGCUUGUCAGGCUCCUACUCUGCUGGAUAACAAGCAUUUCUCCAGAGAUUUUGAUAUGUCUGAUUUAGAAGACGGAACUUCUAAAGGUAAACACCUUGACAAUACUUACAUCGAACCUUCGCAACAGCAAACUGUCGUUGAUAUGAAAGAUGUAAUGGUUCUGAAUGACAUAAUUGAACAAGCUGCUGGGAGGCAUAGUCGUGGUAGUGAGCAUGGAGUUUCCGUCUACUAUUUCCCGACAGAAGAAGAGGAUGAGGAGCCGACAGCGAAGGAGAAGUUUGUUGCCCUCUGCCUGCACUGUAUCGAUGUCUUCUGUGUGUGGGAUUGUUGUGGACCAUGGCUUAAGUUCCAGGAGCUUGUGGCAUUCAUCGUUUUUGAUCCAUUUGUCGAAUUGUUCAUUACACUGUGCAUUGUUGUCAAUACACUCUUCAUGGCACUCGACCAUCAUGAUAUGGACAAAGAAUUGGAAAAAGCCCUUAAAAGUGGAAAUUAUUUUUUUAGUGCAACAUUUGGUAUUGAAGCUGCAAUGAAACUAAUAGCUAUGAGUCCAAAAUAUUAUUUUCAAGAAGGCUGGAAUAUUUUUGAUUUUAUUAUUGUUGCACUUUCACUAUUAGAACUCAGUUUAGAAGGAAUUCAAGGACUUUCAGUUUUGAGGUCGUUUAGAUUGCUAAGGGUUUUUAAACUUGCCAAAUCAUGGCCUACGCUCAACUUGCUCAUUUCAAUUAUGGGUCGAACAGUGGGUGCCUUGGGUAACCUGACUUUUGUACUCUGUAUUAUUAUUUUCAUUUUUGCUGUAAUGGGAAUGCAGCUUUUUGGAAAAAACUACAUAGACAACAUGGAUCGCUUCCCUUUUAGAGAACUUCCAAGGUGGAAUUUCACUGAUUUCAUGCACUCUUUUAUGAUUGUAUUUCGGGUCUUAUGUGGAGAGUGGAUUGAAUCCAUGUGGGAUUGUAUGCUUGUUGGAGAUGUCUCAUGUAUUCCAUUUUUUUUAGCAACAGUGGUCAUCGGAAAUCUUGUUGUAUUAAACUUGUUCUUGGCUCUCCUACUCAGCAAUUUUGGUUCUUCAAGUUUGUCAGCACCAGCAGCAGAUAAUGAAACAAACAAAAUUGCUGAAGCAUUUGAAAGGAUAGGGCGGUUCACUGGUUGGAUCAAGAGGACUAUUAUGAUAGGAGCCAAAGCUAUUCGAGCCAAGCUGACCAAUCAGAUCUCCGAUCAGACCCAAGGUGAGGGAUCGCCGCGCACCUGGGAUCAAGGAGGGCGAGACAGAGAACUGGAAGACAUUGGUGGUGAUGAAAUCAGAGCUGAUGGGAUGGUUUAUCGAGACAAAAAGGACCAACUGGAAGUGGCGAUAGGAGAUCUUAAGAGUAAGCUCAACAAAGUACAUAAGAAUCAUAUUGGAAAUUCUAUAGGCAAUCAUCAGGACAAUCGUAUUGAUUCUGAAUAUAUUAGGACAAGAUACGAUGAAGAUUCUAUUAGGUAUCUACCAAGGGAUAUGGACCUGAACAGAAAGGAGAAAUUACAUUUGUUAUCUGCCCUUCAAUUCAAGGACGGAACGCCCCCAUAUAUUGAAGAAGAAGACAUUGUCAUAGAAGCUGGUGGAGAAGAUUUGUUGAUGGCUGAUUAUCCAGCAGAUUGUUGUCCUGAUCAUUGUUAUAAAAGAUUUCCAUUCUUAGCGGGAGAUGAUGAUGCCCCAUUUUGGCAAGGUUGGGCCAAUCUACGUCUCAAAACAUUUCAACUGAUAGAGAACAAAUAUUUUGAAACAGCUGUUAUUACUAUGAUUUUGCUCAGCAGUCUAGCUUUGGCUUUAGAAGAUGUGCACUUGGCAUCACGACCAAUUCUUCAAGAUAUUUUGUAUUAUAUGGACAGAAUUUUUACUGUUAUAUUUUUUUUGGAAAUGUUAAUCAAAUGGCUUGCCCUUGGUUUUCAAAAAUAUUUCACAAAUGCUUGGUGUUGGUUGGACUUCAUAAUUGUCAUGGUAUCUCUGAUAAACUUCACGGCGUCCCUGCUUGGUGCGGGAGGGAUUCAGGCAUUCAAAACAAUGCGAACUCUCCGCGCUUUGCGUCCUUUAAGGGCAAUGUCCCGGAUGCAAGGCAUGAGGGUUGUUGUAAAUGCUUUAGUUCAAGCAAUACCAAGCAUCUUCAAUGUGUUAUUAGUUUGUUUAAUAUUCUGGUUAAUUUUUGCCAUAAUGGGUGUUCAGCUGUUUGCUGGGAAAUAUUAUAAGUGUGUGGAUGCAAACAAAGCUGUUUUGAGCUACGAAAUAAUUCCGGACAGGAAUGUUUGUGAGGCUGAAAACUUAACCUGGGAAAAUUCUCCUAUGAAUUUUGAUCAUGUAGGAAAAGCAUAUUUAUGUCUUUUUCAAGUGGCAACUUUUAAGGGCUGGAUCCCAAUCAUGAAUGAUGCCAUAGAUUCUAGAGAUAUUGGAAAACAACCCAUAAGAGAGACAAAUAUAUAUAUGUAUUUAUACUUUGUAUUUUUUAUAAUAUUUGGUUCUUUUUUUACUCUUAAUCUAUUCAUUGGAGUUAUCAUUGACAAUUUCAAUGAACAAAAGAAGAAGAUGACUGGAGGUUCUCUUGAGAUGUUCAUGACAGAGGAUCAAAAGAAGUAUUACAAUGCAAUGAAAAAAAUGGGAUCCAAAAAGCCAUUGAAGGCUAUUCCCCGGCCAAGGUGGAGACCUCAAGCAAUCGUUUUUGAAAUUGUGACAGAUAAAAAGUUCGACAUGAUUAUCAUGUUGUUCAUCGGUUUUAACAUGCUCACAAUGACAAUGGAUCAUUAUCAACAGACUGAAAUGUUUAGUUUUGUUCUUGAUAUGCUCAACAUGAUUUUCAUUGUAAUUUUUUCAAGCGAGUGCCUAAUGAAAAUCUUUGCUCUGCGUUACCACUAUUUCAAAGAGCCCUGGAACCUCUUUGAUUUUGUGGUUGUUAUUCUAUCUAUAUUGGGUUUGGUGCUCAGUGACAUAAUUGAGAAGUAUUUUGUAAGUCCUACACUGUUAAGAGUAGUUCGAGUAGCAAAAGUUGGCAGAGUUCUGAGGCUGGUCAAAGGUGCCAAAGGAAUUCGUACCCUUCUUUUUGCUCUGGCAAUGUCGCUCCCAGCACUUUUCAACAUCUGUCUACUGCUUUUUCUUGUUAUGUUUAUUUUCGCUAUUUUCGGAAUGUCAUUCUUCAUGCAUGUCAAGGAAAAGAGUGGUCUUGAUGAUGUUUAUAACUUCAAAACAUUUGGCCAGUCGAUGAUACUUCUUUUUCAGAUGUCUACAUCGGCUGGCUGGGAUGGUGUCUUGGAUGGCAUAAUAAAUGAGGAAAACUGUAGUAAACCUAAUCCAGAAAUGGGGUCACCUGGAGAUUGUGGAUCUUCUACCAUUGGGAUUGCAUUUCUUCUGUCAUAUCUUGUCAUUAGCUUUCUUAUUGUUAUUAAUAUGUACAUAGCUGUUAUUUUGGAAAAUUAUUCUCAGGCAACAGAAGAUGUCCAAGAAGGCCUUACUGAUGAUGAUUAUGAUAUGUAUUAUGAAAUAUGGCAGCAAUUUGAUCCUGAUGGUACACAGUAUAUAAAGUAUGAGCAACUGUCUGAUUUCUUAGAUGUUCUGGAGCCUCCUUUACAAAUCCAUAAACCUAACAAAUAUAAGAUUGUUUCUAUGGACAUUCCUAUUUGUAAAGGGGACAUGAUGUUCUGUGUAGAUAUUUUAGAUGCACUCACUAAAGAUUUCUUUGCUCGAAAGGGUAAUCCUAUUGAGGAAACGGCAGAGUUAGGAGAGGUAGCACCUGGAAGACCUGAUGAAGUAGGCUAUGAAGCUGUAUCAUCUACACUUUGGAGGCAGCGUGAAGAGUAUUGUGCUCGACUAAUCCAAACAGCGUGGCGAAAACAUAAACAAGCUCGUCAAACUUCUCCAGAAUCACCAGAGCGUGCUAGAGACACUGCUGUCCUUGUGGAAAGUGAUGGGUUUGUUACAAAAAAUGGUCAUAAAGUUGUUAUACAUUCACGAUCUCCAUCAACAACAUCAAGACUUGCUGAUGUUUGACCAUCGUCUCAAUAAUUUUUUAUCUCGAAAUAAAACAAAUAGCUUUAUUGUUUUUAUUAA
Nezara viridula (southern green stink bug) is the source of this 6063-nucleotide messenger RNA. The record is from the annotation of a GenBank genome assembly. Lineage: Eukaryota; Metazoa; Arthropoda; Insecta; Hemiptera; Pentatomidae.